AUGGAUAUGUUCCAAUGCGCCUUGCAGGUCAUUCGGAAGCGCUAUCCGCUCGCGUUUAGCCAAGACUUGAGGCAGCUAGUCUCGGAGUAUCCGCCACGAGAAGCCUUCAAGCAAACCGAAAUGCCGCUACAGGUCACCGGCGACUGGGUUGAUUACAUGAAUACCGUAGCUAUUUCUAUGAAUACCGCAGAACAAGGUGUGUCGAGCUCGUUGUGGCAUCUGGCCAGAGGCGACCUCGUCGACAAUGGCAUAGUCACCAGCUACGUUCAGCUAUUGCGAUCAUCUUACCCAGAUUCCCAACUUUUGGGCCCAGUAACCGUCGCAUCAGGCGACUUGGAGGCAGCUGCUAGACUCUGCGAUACUUCGGGCGCGGCUACACUCAUCCCAUGCAAUCUUGAUGGGUGGUGGUUUGUGGCUGUUGCCUACGCAGACUGCGUACAGCUGUACGGAGCGCAGGUCGAAAACAUUAUGAAACUGGAGCAACAGUUUCAAGCCUCGUUUCAUAGACCGACUGUUCGUAUCUCUGAGCCACUCGCCACGACGCAGCCGGAGGACACUGUGAUACUAACGCUGUUGAGCUUGAGAAUACUGGCUGGCGGAGGUGUGCCGAUACUAUCUGCCGAGACCGCAUUCCUGCAAAAGUCGCGAGCGCGAAUAUUCAUCGAGCUCUUGACAAACAGCCUGGAUGCGAAGGAUUCCGAUGUCUCCAACCGGCUUAAGGAAGCGCAAGUGGAGAACUCCGUCUUUUUCGAUGAAGCCUUCAUAGACGAAGAGGAUUCUCUUUCGCCAGUCCGCUCGACCUUCACAGCAGACAUGCAAGAUGGUGACGAUUUUGCCUCAGGUUUCUCUCCUGAGUCAUCCCGGUCGUCUCCACCAGCCAGAGAAAUCUCUCACUCAACAGGACGAGGUUCUGGUGUGAAUGACAGUGCAUCGGCUCAGAAGUUAACCUCACUGCGUAGUGGCCGAGUACUCGACAUGGGCAAAUACGGAUUGCCGCCGAGCAUGCCUCGAGAGUGCAGAAUCGUUCUCGAUGCGCUAAGCGAGGCUGUGGCCUUCUACCGGAACUCUCGUCUGUCGGAAAGCUCCGAACUCGCAGUGAUAUGGUCCGCUAUCAGGAGCGGCUCCAAAAGCGAGUUCUACCGGCGUUACAGCGGUGUGCUGUUUCACAAGAAGAUGGCCCGUCUCAGCAGCCACCAGGAGAUUGCUCUAUGUCUGAAGACCAGCAUCACCAUGGCCGAGGUAAGAGAGAUGAGGCGUCUACAGUCAGAAUUCCAGAUCUGCUGCGCCGUGACUGGGGGCUAG
This is a messenger RNA of Colletotrichum chrysophilum, 1302 nucleotides long. RefSeq lists its product as uncharacterized. NCBI's taxonomy places the organism in Eukaryota, Fungi, Ascomycota, Sordariomycetes, Glomerellales, Glomerellaceae. The coding region runs from base 1 to 1302 and encodes 433 amino acids. The record is from RefSeq and is a predicted model, not a curated record. The transcript has 2 exons.